AACUUUUAUUAAAAAAAAUAAUUGAGAGAAGGCCGUGAUGGCCAUCACUGCUGCAAGGGCAACCCUCCCGUGCAUUUGGGGUGGGGGCGUGACGGAGAUGGUCAAGACCUCCUCACGCCAUGAUAACACAUGCCUAACUUCUCUUAUUUUUAUCUUUAACUUGUUUUGUUUUUCUGAACGAACUUCAAUGUAGCCCCUUCCUUAUUACAUCAGUUAUGGUUUAUUCUAAAUCUUUACUUGAUUUUCAUUAAGGGAUGGUUUGGAAAUAUCUCACCUGCUCAAUUACAAGGGUUUCGCAAUGCAAGAUUUGGGCAUAGGAUGGGGAAACAGCCAUAUUCUACUGCAGCCUUGCAGAAUCUCAGAAAAACUGCAAAUUCACAAGCUUGUUUUUCUCCACCUCCAACUUCGACAUUAAGGGUCAUGACAUCUCUGGCAAUGAGACUUGGAAGGGGCCUCAAGCUUCUCUCAUGGCAGGUUUCAGUACCAUCGGAGCUUCAUCUUCAGCCGCAAGCAGCAAAUUUCCAAAGGUAUAAUUCAUAAUCCUGUUAAAUAAAAAAAUACUACUAUUUUAUUAUUAUCAAUUGCAAUUCAAUAAAUAUAGAACAAUUUAGGGUGCUGGGGAUUUUGAAGAUUACUUCAAAACGGAGAUCAAACCUCUCCUAAUUGAGAGGUAUUCAAAGUACCCCCAGCCACCCACAUAUGUGUUGCCUCCCACAUAUGUGUUGCCUAAGGACUCGUUUGUCCAAUGGUACUUUCGCUGCCCGGUGAAGUACAGAACAUUUCUAUUUGAUGCCUUGGAACAAAAGCUGAUGGCGAUGGAGGAUGACGGGGGAUCUCUCCCAGGGAAUCCCCAGUCCACUCCCAAGACAAGGGGACCUACAAAGGUAAUGGUAAGCAUCCCACGGAGAAUUGAGGAUGGCUGGAAAGUCAUCCACGUGGAUUAUGCUUACUGCUCAAGGACUGGAUGAGGGAUCGGGGAAGUAAUUUUUUAUUCGCCCGCCACCAAUAGCUGCAUUCCGGAGUACAUUUGCCAACGCUCCUCCACUUCCCCCUCUGAUGUUGUACUUGGGGAGGGAGAUGCCUUCAUUGAGACCCCCCAGAAAGCUAGGGCAGAUGGAGCGAGAAAAGUUUGAUGUUUGAGCAACUGUGAUGCAAUCGUGAACUACAUCAACGGGAGCCGCCAAGUUCUCGAGAAGCACUUGGAGACCGUCUUGUAAAUUAGGUUUCAAAAUUAAAGAAUAGUAUUAUUUUGCAGAAUAGUUUAAUUUGUACGUGCUUUUUAUGAUUAAGUUUUUGUCUUCUUGUUUGAAAAUCAAUUCUUUGUUGGAGAGUUUUGAGGAUUUCGAAGUGGUGCAUCUGUACCGAGAACGAAACAGUGCAGCAGAUUAGUUAGCGGUGGCGGGCCAUAAGUACAGAGACUUGAGCAUGGUGAGCAAUGUAGAUAGGGAAGAGUAUAGUAAUCUCGUAGCGAGCCUCAUGGCCUAAGAGCCAUGUUUCCCGAUCCAAUUUUAAACAAGGUACUUCCGAAUUUUAUUUGAGUUGUUUCUGCUUGUUGGAAUGGGUUUUGGGUGUCAAAUACUUUUUUUUGUUUCAAUACCUUAAUUAUCUCAUAUUUCAAGUAAAAUAUGUUUUUUUGGGUGUCAAAAUAUUUAUCGGGUUUGCUGUUGUUCAAGUGCUAUAAAUUUAAUUUUCAUUUAUUGAAUGUCAGAAUCUAAAGAGAACAUCCUCUUGCAUUGGAAUGUCUUUUUUAUACGUAUUGUUGUUAGUUAACAAUGUUGUUUUCAUUCGAACUUCAUUUUUUCCAUUAUAUGUUAUGUUUGUCCCACUUAACUAAAAUUAGAUUUAUAGCACACUUGAACAAGAGCGAACCCGUUGACACCCAGAAAAAACAUAUAUAUUUUACUUGAAAUAAUUAAUGUAUUGAAACCAAAAAAAACUAUUUGACACCCAAAAUUUAUUCCAACAAGCAGAAACAACCAAAUAAAAUUCGGGAGUACGUACCUUGUUUAAAAUCCGAUCGGGAAACAUGGCUCUUGGGUCAUGUGGCUCGCCACGAGAUUAUUAUACUCUUCCAUCUCUACAUUGCUCACCAUGCUCAAGUCUCUGUACUUACGGCCCACAACUGCCAACUAAUCUGCUGCACUGUUUCGUUCUCGGUACAGAUGUACCACUUCGAAAUCCUCAAAGCUCUCUAGCAAAGAAUUGAUUUUCCUACAAGAAGACAAAGACUUAAUCAUAAAAAGCACGUACAAAUUAAACUAUACUGCAAAAU
Messenger RNA from Cuscuta campestris, 2272 nucleotides. NCBI's taxonomy places the organism in Eukaryota, Viridiplantae, Streptophyta, Magnoliopsida, Solanales, Convolvulaceae. The record is from the annotation of a GenBank genome assembly.